CCCCGCCCCUCCCCUCCCCGCCCCGGCGGGUCGGCAGCCGGCAGCGUCGCGGCGGGGCUGCCCGGGGCAUGCAGCCGCGCUAGGAACAAAGCGCUUCCCGCGGGGCGAGAGCGCGGCGGCGGCGCCCGGUGCCUGCCCCCGCCGGGCCCUCGGCGUUGCCCGUGCGCGGCGGGCAGCGCGGCGCGGCGCGGCGCAGCGCAGAAGGAUGCGUCUCCUCCCGUGGGGACUGUGGCUGCUGUGUGUCGCCUCGCCCCCGGCCCGCGCCGACAGCGGCGGCAAGGCGAGGAGCUGCGCCGAGGUGCGGCAGCUGUAUGGGGCCAAGGGCUUCGCGCUCGGCGGCGUGCCCCAGGCCGAGAUCUCCGGGGAGCACCUGCGAAUCUGCCCCCAAGGCUAUACCUGCUGCACCAGCGAGAUGGAGGAGAACUUCGCAAACAAAAGCCGAAGCGAGUUUGAAGCCAUGACGAAGGAAGCGGGUCGCUCAGUGCAGAUGAUCCUAACAGCUCAGUACAGAAGCUUCGAUGGUUAUUUCCAGGAUUUGCUGAACAAGUCAGAAAAGGCCCUUUACGAUGCUUUCCCAAGCAUGUAUGGAGAAUUGUACACGCAGAACGUCAAGGUCUUCAAGGAUUUGUACAGCGAGCUACGCCGCUAUUACAGGGGCUCCAACAUCAACUUGGAAGAGGCCCUCAAUGAGUUCUGGACACGCUUGCUGGAGCGGCUCUUCAAGCUGAUGAAUCCCCAGUACCACAUCACGGAUGAGUACCUGGACUGCAUGGUGAAACAUGCGGAGCAGCACAAACCCUUCGGGGAGGUUCCCAGGGACCUGAAGGUGAAGGCAACCCGAGCCUUCAUUGCAGCACGCUCCUAUGCCCAGGGUUUUCUUGUGGGCAGCGAUGUGGUCAAAAAGGUCUCUCAGGUAUCGCUCAGCCACGAGUGCACCCGCGCCGUAAUGAAGCUGAUGUACUGUCCCCACUGCCGGGGCAUGUCCAACGUGAAGCCAUGCAACAACUACUGCCUCAACGUUGUGAAGGGCUGCCUGGCCAACCAAGCGGACUUGAACACUGAGUGGAAGUACCUGAUGGAUUCUCUAAUCGUAGUGGCUGAUCGGAUUGAUGGACCAUACAAUGUAGACACUGUAAUAGGAACUAUUCACAUGAGGAUUUCUGAAGCUAUUUCUAACUUGCAAGAAAACAAAGACUCAAUCACAGCCAAGGUUUUCCAAGGCUGUGGAAAUCCCAAAAUCAACACAAAAGGCUCCAAUAGCGAAGAUAAGAAAAGGCGGGGGAAGGUCACGUUAGAAGCAAAAUCGUCUGCGGUAUCGCUGGAGAUGCUAGUUUUAGAUGCCAAAGGGAACCUGACAGCUCUCAAGUCUCACUGGGUCACCCUGCCCAGCGUGCUGUGCAGCAAGAAGGUCACGGCUGGCUCGGCGGCUGACGACAAGUGCUGGAAUGGGAUGACCAAGGGCAGUUACCUGCCUGAGGUGAUGGGGGACGGCCUGGCUAACCAGAUUAACAACCCAGAGGUGGAGGUGGACAUCACCAAGCCGGAUAUGACCAUUCGUCAGCAAAUCAUGCAGCUGAAGAUCAUGACAAACCGGCUGGGCAACGCCAACAUCGGGAACGACGUGGAUUUCCAAGACGCAAGUGACGACAUGAGCGGCUCCGGGAGCGGUGACGGCUGUCCUGACGACGUCUGCGGCAAAAGACUCGCUAAGAGCCCCAGCACCAGGCAGCCAGAAACGCACGCCAUUCCCAAGCAGUCGGGACACGGCGUCAGUGGGGCCAGCUGCAGAUCGUUGCCUUCUGCCUUCCUCAUCCUCCUUUCGGUGGCUUUUAUCGCCGCGCAGCACUUGUGGCGGUAACUCGCUAGCACAGCUGGGAAAGAGACUGCGGCCGAGGGCUUCACUUUGCCAAAACCAACCACCCGACCGACCGACAAAAAGGACAUAUUUAAUUCACCUUGGCAAAAAAAAGGAAAAAAAGAAAAGAAAAAAGAAAUGAGGGAGGAGAAAAAGGUUUCAGUUGUUUGCUAUUUCUGGCAGUGCUCGAGCUGUGCUCUUCUUUCUUGGUCUCUUCCCCAAUGCUGGGCCCUUCUUUCCGUACCUCAUUGUUUUAAUUUUGUUACUGCCCCGAACGGGCUGCGGGGGCUGAACCGAGCCUUCGCAGCGAGGCCUCCCGGGCCGCCCGGCGGCAGCCGCUCCGCUGCCCGCAGCGGGACGUGCGGUUCCCCGGUCUUGUCCCACAGCCGUCGGCCGGAGCGCUCCGUCGCGUGCUGCUGUGUAAAGCGCGGCGGGGGCUGGAAACGCCGCUCGUCGGACGGAGAGACUGCGACCGUCGGCGCUUCUCAGGCGCUGCGUUCAGGGGCUCUUUGGGGGGUUUCCUCUGUGUUUCUUAAGCAGGCAGGGAUGCUCCUCCACUUCCACCUUUGUAUGUAGUAGGGGUGCGAGCAGACUUGGUGGGUUGAGCUGAAACAGUUUGGCAGUGGCUGUUGGACCCAAAAACGCAGAACUCCCUUUUUCUUUGGAAAGGUCACAAGUGGAUUUCUUGACUAGAGCUUGUAGCUGAUGACAAUGUUAAAUGUAGGUCUCCUACAUCUAAGUGACUGGGAAUGAGUGUUGGGGUGGGGUUUGGGGUAUUUUUUUCUUUGCAUGCUAGUUGGAAAGCCAUUUUUUUAACCCAAGUAAUAAUGGUCCAAUUUCUACCUGCAGUGCAGUACCGUGGUAGGUAACUGAGAGAUGAAAACACGCACAGUAGGAUGCUUCGCUUGACAGACAGGUGUGCUGCCUCUUCCUCCUCUGGCCCCAGCCGCGGCCGCGAAGGCCUGUUUUUGGUAGUAAGAAGGACCGGGGACUUCGGCGCGUUGCGGCCGGUUGUGAGAGCUCACGCCAGGCGCGUGUGGGCGCGAACCCCGAGCGGCUGCCGUGCCGCGGGCAGAGAGGGGCUGCUGGUUCGUAGCCCUGGGCAGUGUCUGUGCCCAGAAAAUGGACCCACAGGUAGCACCUAUGGGGGAGGGGGGUAUUUGGGGUAUUUUUCUUUUGGUGUCUGUUUGUCUUGUUGCAUCAUUGUUUUUUAAGUGAAUUCCUGCUUUCCCUGGCCCCCUCCCCAUCCUGCCACACACUUCUCCUCGCUGCGGCGGGGACGGGGGACUGCAGCCCCGUUUCGGCGCGGGGCAUGGGCCGGCGGGGGGGCUUAGCGCCAGGUUCGGAGUUGGGGGGUGGUCAGUGAAAGGUAUAAAUAUCCUCGUGUACCUGUAGGGGUGUCUGUGCUGGUAGAGCUGUGUGCUUUGGGGUUUCCAGAGGCUUGUUUAGCUCACAGAUGCGGCAGGCGUCGGCUGGAGCCGUAGGGUUAGCCGGGGUUGUAGGUGCGGGACAGUCUCCGUGACCAUUUGGGCAGUCACGUGCCCGAAGGUUGGGCUUCAUUCUUACAGGGUUGUGUUUGAGCUUCAAAUGUGCUUGUACCGGGGAGAGGGAGGGCAGGAGCGCGUCUUCAGUGUCAGGCUGCCGUGCGCAGCAGACGUUGGAGCAUCUCCUGCGUCCUGCCGGAGGAGGAGACGCGGCUCCGUGCUGAGCAAGCACGGUGGGCUCGGGGGUCGGUUGUGUGCUAAGAAAGGAACAAAAACCCCAGUUUUUCACAUUAGCAGUUUCUAGAAUGUGCAAUUUAAGGGAAGGCGAGAACUUGAGGCAGGCCACGCCGGAGGGUUGUCUCCUGCCCCGCUUCCUCGUGGGGCCGGGCAGCGAAGGCGGUGGCUCCCCAGCCCCGGCAGAGAGGGUCGGCCAGGUUUGACCAAGUGGUUGUUUCAAGACACAGUGACCAACUGUGUAGCCUUUCUGACCUGUGCUGCCCUUCUAGUCAGGUUAAAACUGAUCUAAUUUAGUGGGGUUUCAAAAAUGGGAGCCACAAAAUUCUUCCAAGACACGGGCAGUUGGCUAAGGGACAGGUAACGCUACGAGACCCAUCAAAACCCUGGGGCGGAGACACACAACACAUGGGUGUAGACAGAGUUAUUUACUUCUAGAAAUACGUCAAGUUCCACAUUACUUUUACUGGUCUAAACAAAUACUGUCUUUUUUUUUUUUUAAACAGUAUUGCCAAUAAAAAAUAGCCUUCAGUUGCAUAAAUUCCCACAACCGAUCCUGCAGAAACUUUACAUGCAAACGCAAGAGAGGACAAGGCAUUAAAACAUUGUACCCUCUGCAAAAAAAAGCGGGGGGGAGGGUUACUUGGGGAUUUUAAAAGAAUGAAUACCAAGGUCAAUGUUUUGCUUUACAGGAAGAUUCGGAAGUCUUUGCCAUUUCCUUUUCCAUGCAGUGAAAGUUUGCUGUCAGGCUGUUACACUCCAAGUUUCUUACGGGCGCAAAGGGGAACACCUUAAAUGCGAAGCCAGGAAUGUGUUGUCGGUCCACUUAAUGUUUUAACCAUCUAAUAGUCCACAUUAUUGGUCCUUUUGCAAUAAUAUAACUUCACAGUCCACAUUAAUGCGGGAAAGCCUCAAGAAACAAUUGUUAUGCAGAAAAAACCCUUCCUAAAAUCUGCCCCUUUUUGCUGGCUUUAUGCUCACACUUCUGGUGUCCCUCGGGGCCCUGAGGUUGACUCAGUCUUCCUGCGGGUUACAAAAAUUGGGGGUCACACGAAGCCAUCGGCAUCCCACAGGGGUGUGGCGGUGACACCAGUGACAAACGUCCCCGCGCUGCAGAUGUCCCUUGUGGAGGGACAUCCACGUGCGUCCUGCAGCCAGGGAGCACCACUGGCUUUGGGCUUGUUGCUUCAAAGGGGAGCAGAGGUGGAAGGGGAAGAAACCUUCGCUUCGGUGUUCCCGAGGCGGUGACUUGUGGUGUUUUGGGUCGGAAAAGCCUUGUUCUGUCAAGGGAUGCUGAGGGGGUUCAUGCUCUGGUGAAGAAUAUGAACACAGCCCCCGUCCCUGCAACGUGGAGAGCCAGGAAUCAUGGAUUUUCAAGUGUCUCUGUCUUUCAGCCUGCUCUUUUGUGCCAUAAUGUGUAUCUUUUAACUAAGGGUGAGGGUUGUUAAAGGCUUUGAGAGCGCAGCUACUUAUCAUUUACAAAUGACAAACUGCCUGUUGUUUUCCGGUGGGCUUGGUAGGGGCUAUGGUAUAACAAAAUAUCUCAAGUCCACCUUUGCUUUAAACAGAUGCAUUUCUAUCUGCAGGAAUAAGAAUUAUUUCACUUAUUGGCAUAGCUGGACAGUUAUCUAUUUCUUUCUGUUACCGAGGUACUUGUAACUCUCUUGCACUGUUUAUCUAAAGUUGAAAUAUGUUCUUUGAAUCCUUGUAUAAAUAAAAAGGCUGGAGACUUAAA
Molecule: messenger RNA, 5308 nt
Organism: Dromaius novaehollandiae (emu)
Lineage: Eukaryota; Metazoa; Chordata; Aves; Casuariiformes; Dromaiidae
Gene: GPC1
Product: glypican 1
Exons: 9
Coding region: 206-1858 (550 amino acids)
Biological process (GO): negative regulation of fibroblast growth factor receptor signaling pathway; cell migration; regulation of protein localization to membrane
Cellular component (GO): cell surface; extracellular region; plasma membrane
Molecular function (GO): fibroblast growth factor binding
Source: RefSeq, a predicted model, not a curated record